Messenger RNA from Drosophila willistoni, 1733 nucleotides. Its product is annotated as WD repeat-containing protein 47. The transcript is spliced from 5 exons. The record is from RefSeq and is a predicted model, not a curated record. The coding region runs from base 433 to 1596 and encodes 387 amino acids. Gene Ontology annotation, molecular function: protein binding. Lineage: Eukaryota; Metazoa; Arthropoda; Insecta; Diptera; Drosophilidae.
GAAGUUGCGUGGCUAUCUACAUAAUUUUCAUCAUAAGCCCCAAUAUAUUUGGUUUUUGACUGCACUGUAUCUAUGCAGUGGCUAUGCUAGGGUUAUCUAAUAUCUAUAACUAAUAUCUUGUAUCUAUAACUAAAAUAACUAUGUAGCUAUCGUAAAAUAUUGUCCCUCAGAUUAGUUCAUGCAUUUGAACGAGAAUUGUAUUUAGCAACAUUUUGUUAUUCUACAAAAAACUUAUCUUAUCUACAUGUUUUUCAAAAUCGUACCAUUAGGUCAAUGAGACUUGAAUCAGUCGAGUAUUUAGUUGUUGUUUUGAUAAUUUAUGACACUUCAAAUAAAGCCAAACCAAACAACACAAAUAUUCAGAUAUCUCAUAGCUAGUUGUCACGGUGAUGAUUUCCCUCAAAUUGUGUUAAGCAAACUGUUGCAGGUUGUAUGGGUUAUUACCACAAGUCGCUUAGCUCGUUGUUUGGUUUGGACCAAGUUGUUUUGUUCGCAUUUUCUCUGGUUUAUUUACAUACAUUUAAAAGUCCAUUUGUUGUUUCUUCAAAACAAAUGUCCUUAAUGAAUACCGAAGUCAAGGACGUAGAAAUAAGACAGGGUGACGUAGAACGUCCACAAUUUGAAGCUGUUACUACAUUAUGCGACUCGCAAGCGAUUCGUAGUGUAGAUUUUCAUCCAGAUGGCAAACUCUAUGCGGUUGGAUCGAAUUCUAAAACAUUUCGAAUUUGUCAAUAUCCACAAAUUUCAAAAAUAAGGCAAGGUGCACAUCCUCCAGCAGUGCUAUGCAAGCGGACAAAACAUCAUCGAGGCUCUAUAUACUGUACGUGUUGGUCAUCGGAUGGUGAACUCAUUGCCACAGGUUCCAAUGAUAAGACCAUAAAAUAUAUGAGAUUCAACAAUGACACCGAUCAAUUGGUUGGCCAUGAAGUGGAGCUCAAUAUGCACGAUGGCACAGUGCGUGAUAUGUGUUUUCUGGAUGAUUCUUCGACCAAAUCGCGUUUGUUAGUUAGCGGCGGAGCUGGUAAUUGUAAAAUCUAUAUCACGGAUUGUGUGACAGGAACACCAUUUCAGGCAUUUAGUGGCCACAGUGGUCAUAUAUUAUCGCUCUACAGUUGGACAAAUGCAAUGUUUGUGUCCGGUUCACAGGACAAAACAAUACGCUUUUGGGAUCUAAGAGUUAAUGUUGCGGUCAACACUUUGGACCAUGAUUGCAGGGACAGUGCUAUUAAAAGCUCAUCAGUGACUGCGGUCUGUGUGGAUCCAACAGGUCGAUUACUUAUAUCAGGACAUGCAGAUAGUUCGUGCAUGCUUUUUGAUAUUCGUGGCAAUAGGCCCAUACAACGAUUUUAUCCCCACAAUGCCGAAAUAAGAUGCGUACGAUUUUCUCCAUCCGCUUAUUAUAUGCUCACUUGUAGCUAUGAUAAUACCAUUAAAUUAACAGAUCUCCAAGGAGAUCUUGCUCACACAUUAUCAUCUGUUGUUGUGGCUGAACAUAAGGACAAAGCAAUCACAAUUCGAUGGCAUCCAACUGACUUUUCUUUUGUAUCAACCUCAGCAGAUAAAACUGCCACUUUGUGGGCAUUACCUUCAUCUUAAUUAUUAUUCGACACAUACCUAUGCAUACCUAUUUAUAUACCAAUAUACCUACCUAUAAUACUGAUAAAUGAUAAUAAAUUGAUUAGACUGACCUAAUUAUUUGUGAAAUGGAAAAAACAGAAAACUUUAAGAAAUAC